AACACCCACCCGUCUUCACUACUCAACUCCUACGUCUUUUUUUGACUUUCUCCUUAACAUCUUCUCCAUCGAUCGCCAACUCUCUUUCCCCCUCUCUCUUUCUCUUUCACACACACACACACACAAUAUAUAUAUAUAUAUAUAUAUUUAUAUAUCUACAAGAGAGGGGAGAGAGAGAGAGAGAAAAUUUUAGAAUGAAGACAUAUACGAAGCGGUUGUUGAAUAGUAUAUGACUAAUUGAUGAUAUCUUAAUUCUCACGUUUCUUUUUACUUAUUAUACAUGGAUGGAUUCAUCCUUUAAUAAUAAUGUGUUGUUGAUAUAAUAAAACAAAAUUUUAUAAACAGAAACAGAUAUAUUUUAUAUAUAGAGGCCGGCUAGAUGGGAGCUUGCCUGUCGACGCCGGAGAGUUGCGUCGGAGGCAAAUUAAAGUCAUCAAAGAGGAAAUUCCGUCGGAAACGAACCAAGGACUUUAACCGUCGUGUUUCCACUCGCUUUUCCGAUCAAUCAAAAUCUCUCCCCUCUGAUCGCUCCUUCGUUAAUCCUACUUUUCGCGCAGGGAGCACUGAUGAAUCAUGGUAUGAUUCUGCUGCAGUUCUUGAUUCUGAUUGCAGUGAAGAAGAUUUCCAAAGUGUUCUUGAUGAUGUGAUGUCCUUAACUGGCUCAGAAGGCGCUUCCAGAGCAAGCAUUGCUUCUCUCAGGGAUAUCAAUCAUGGAGACGGUGAGAGUCGUAGAAGUUCUGUGCAUCCAGAAGAGAUGAGUUCGAGACUGAAAGCAGAUGGACCGUCUAAUGAGAUUAAGCCUGUAUAUCUUGAUGAAAUAUCGUCUUCUGUAGAUGAAAAUGCCGGAAGAGAGGAUGGUUUGUUGGACUGUGGAAUAAUCCCUAGCAAUUGUCUACCUUGUCUGGCUGCUACAGGUCCCUCUGUUGAGAAGAGAAGGUCAUUAAGUUCCACAUCUAGCCCACCAAAUGCAAGGAAAAAGACUACACAUAAACUCUCCUUUAAAUGGAAAGAUGGACAUCCCAACGCUAGCAUAUUUUCUUCUAAGAUGCAGCUACAAAGACCGAUAGCUGGUUCACAAGUACCCUUCUGUCCACUAGACAAAACAGCACUUGAUUCAUGGUCACCUGUUGAACCAAAGACUUUUAGGGUACGAGGGGAUAAUUAUUUGAGGGAUAAAAAGAAAGAGCAUGCUCCUAACUAUGCAGCAUAUUACCCGUUUGGUGUUGAUGUAUUCUUAUCUCAAAGGAAAAUUGAUCACAUUGCUCGAUUUGUUGAGCUACCUGGCGUUGGUUCUUCUUCUGGUGAACUUCCAUCAAUUCUUGUUGUAAAUGUUCAGGUUCCAUUGUACCCUGCUGCCUUUUUCCAAGGAGAAAUAGACGGCGAAGGAAUGAACAUUGUGUUGUAUUUUAAAGUCUCCGAUAGUUACUCAAAGGAACUUUCAUCUCAGUUUCAAGACAACAUGAGAAGGAUUCUAGAUGAUGAAAUAGAAAAAGUCAAAGGUUUCCCUGUUGAUUCACUUGUACCAUACCGUGAAAGGUUGAAAAUAUUGGGUCGCGUUGUAAAUGUAGAUGACCUUCAGUUAAGUGCACCGGAGAGGAAACUUAUGCAUGCUUACAAUGAAAAACCCGUGCUUUCACGUCCACAACAUGAAUUCUAUCAAGGAGAAAAUUACUUUGAGAUUGACUUGGAUAUGCAUAGAUUUAGUUAUAUCUCCAGGAAAGGGUUUGAAGCAUUCCAAAAUAGACUAAAAAACUGCAUAUUAGAUGUGGGUCUCACGAUUCAGGGAAACAAAACAGAGGAAUUGCCUGAGCAGAUCUUAUGCUGUGUAAGGUUAAAUGGAAUUGAUCAUAUGAGAUACCACAUGUUGGGGUUAAAUCAAGAACCGCUAUUAUAAAUUUGCCAAUAGUGUAAGCUUCCAAUUGAAUACAUGAUGCUUAAUAUCUAAAGAUUAUUUCAUUCUCUUCUCUUUUCA
This is a messenger RNA of Erigeron canadensis, 1972 nucleotides long. RefSeq lists its product as uncharacterized. The transcript has 9 exons. Bases 380 to 1894 code for a protein of 504 amino acids. NCBI's taxonomy places the organism in Eukaryota, Viridiplantae, Streptophyta, Magnoliopsida, Asterales, Asteraceae. The record is from RefSeq and is a predicted model, not a curated record.